GUCUGCUGUAUAAAAAUAUAAAGCUAGCCACCGGUAACAUGGAGCCAAUUUAUAUUAAUCCUGUAAGAAAAAGAAUCAAUAAAAUUUUUGAUAGUCACAUACUGACUGAUAACAGUGAGGCACUUAAUACAAUAUCUGGACUGUGUACAUCGAAUUCGUCCAACACUAGACGGAUGCUUGUAAAUGAAAUAGAAAAACGAGAUAUGUUAGUAAAUAAAACUAUUUCCAUCGAGUACAAUAAAGUAAGUGAAAAGUUGCAGGUACUACUGGAUUCUCUAAGUACUUUGGAUUCAUCAGUUAGAGAUAUGUCAAAGAAGUUAAACGAUUCGAAAACCAAAACGCACCAUUUAAUUACACAAACUACCAAAUUAAAAUCUGAAAGAAAGAAGACUGAAAAGAAAUUAGUAUGGGUAGAUGCAUUUGUCAAAAAUUUUAAUAUCUCUACGGAACAAAAUGAGUACAUUUAUAAUGUAUCUGUGAAGACACCACUUACUGCAGAUUUUUUUGGAACUUUGGCUCGAAUUGAAAAGCUUAAUGAUAAUUGCAAAACAUUGGUCAAAUGUUGGUAUCAAACUUCAGCUUUUGAUAUCAUGGAAAUAACAGGGAUCCAACAAGAGGUAGCUAUUGAAAAACUGUACCACUGGACCAUUGGAGCUUGCCGCAGUAUUGACUCGCCUAACAAUGCACUAGUGCCAAGAGCUUUGGCCAAGCUCCAGAACCGACAGGUCCUUUUCUCUAAUAUCAUAGAUGAAUAUUGCACAGCCAGGAAAGCCACCAUUGUGCAAUUGUUUAUAGAUGCUCUCACCAAGGGUGCAGACAGUGGUUCCAAGCCUAUAGAAUUUUAUGCUAAUGAUGCAAAGAGAUAUAUUGGAGACAUAUUAACUUGGGUCUAUCAAAUUAUACCCAUAGAGAAAGAAAAUCUUGCAAUAUUGCUCAAAGAUUGUGACCUGCAAGAUAAAAAUGAUCAAAUAACCCAAGCAUUAACAACCAUCACAGAAGCAUUAUGUCCCUUAUUGAAAGUAAGAGCAGAGCUGAUACUGAAACCUGAUAAGGACCCGUUGGUGCUAUGGUCUAUAUCUAACUUAAUAAACUACUAUAAGGAAGUCAUUCAGGCUGUGAUGCCCAAAGGCCACUUAAUUGAUUCCUUUACAGAAUUGCUGCAAAAGAGUGAGGAGGUAUUUAUAAUAACCCUUGACAGCAAGAUCCAGAGAGAACUAAGCCAUGGUGUUAAAGCUCCACCAUCAGAUCUGAAUCCUUCUGUAGUUGUCACAAAUUUAGUGGGAUUCUUGAGGGAUUUACUGGCCAUAAUGAAUUCCACUAAUAAGAUUAAUAAUUUGGAUAAAAAAAUUAUAACAACUCAUAUCCUGGAUCCCUUGCUGCAAGCUAUCAAUGAAACUGCUUGUCACCUCAGCUCUACUGACAUGUCUGUGUACACCUUGAAUUGCAUUUACCACAUACAGUGUACCUUAUCACUUCAUACUAUCAUGGAUGAAUACAAUGAAAGGCUGCAAGCUCAGUCAGAAGCUCAAAUAGACACCUUAACUUCGGAACAGGCGAGCUUCCUUGUGGCAAACUUAAAUUUGGGCCCUAUUUAUACUAUUCUACAGGAAAAAACAAGCGGGCCCAUUUCAGCUAUUCCAGGAAUGGACACAGCAACACUGAAAAUGUUCUUGAGUAAAUUCGAUAUGUUUAUUGUAUCUCCGGAAGUGUACACUCUGCCACAACUUAAUUUACUCCUGAGUCACAAUCAUAAGUUGUUUGUUAAGAAGCGAUCCUUUGAAGUUAUAUUGGCUAUUUAUGGGCAGCUGUAUCAAGCUGUUUUCGAUCCUAUGAAUGGGUAUGUGAACCCACAAGAUAUUGUUAAAAGAACACCAGAGGAGGUCAAUAAACUUCUUAUGUAGAUGAAAUUAAGUCAUAAAAAUAAAAAUUACAAAUGAUAUCUUAAAUAUAUUAU
Molecule: messenger RNA, 1954 nt
Organism: Cydia splendana
Lineage: Eukaryota; Metazoa; Arthropoda; Insecta; Lepidoptera; Tortricidae
Gene: Cog6
Product: conserved oligomeric Golgi complex subunit 6
Exons: 1
Coding region: 39-1901 (620 amino acids)
Biological process (GO): intra-Golgi vesicle-mediated transport
Cellular component (GO): COG complex
Source: RefSeq, a predicted model, not a curated record